AUGGACGUUUCUGCACUUAUCGAGUCGAUCCAGUCGGCCACCACUUCUGGAAAACUCGAAACUUUGGACCCCAAACAACGAGCUCAACUUUAUAAAGCUUGUGAUCGAUUGGGGAGCCAAUGUGAAUCUCCUGUAGAUAAGACACUCAGGCUUCUUUAUACUUGCCACCAAGCGAUCGCAGUCCGUCUCGCUGUAGAUUUGAAGCUCUUCGAUAAAAUCGCCAAGCGUGCCUCGGAAAACGAAGAUGGCAAAGUGUAUGUGAGCCAACUUGCCGAAGAUGUCAAAGCAGAUCCGAAACUAGUUGGAAGGAUCAUGAGGGCACUUGUGCCAUUGGAUAUUCUCAAGCAACAUACAUCCGAUACAUUCUCAUCCACGAGAUUCACUAUGGCCUAUAUUUCGACGUCUUGGAUGUCCGCAGCGGUGAUAUUCUUCACUCAUUUGUUUCUUUUUGUCUCCCAGCUGCCCGAAUUUUUCAAGGAGAAAGGGUGGAAAAUGCCAGAUGAUAUUGAUGACUCCCCAUGGAGUUUUGCCGUCGGGUCCAAGUGUCGAUACUUUGAUUACAUGGCAUCGAAACCUUACUACCAAGACGCCUUCGACACCGUUAUGGCCUCCCCCUACCGCCGCGAUGAGAAAGAUUGGCUAGAUUUCUUCCCCGUUAAGGAGAAGCUGCAAGUGCAGAGCCCCUCCGAGGUUCUUCUAGUGGAUGUCGGAGGUGGUCGGGGUAAAGAUCUCCAGGCCUUCCGCGAGAAGUUCCCAGAUUUACCGGGGAGGCUUAUUCUUCAGGAUUUAGCCCAUGUCUUUGGGUCCUCAGAUCUUCCCGGAGGGAUCGAGACUCAAGUCCAUGAUUUCUUUGAUGAACAGCCCGUAAAAGGCGCAAAGGCAUACUACCUCCGAACUGUGCUCCACGACUGGCCAGACAAGCAGGCUGUGGAGAUCCUAUCGAGGCUUCGUGAAGCAAUGGCUCCCGAUUCUUUGGUACUGAUUCAUGAGAAGGCUAUGCCGGAGACUAAUAUCCCGUGGAUGGCUGCGAUUGGUGAUAUGACGAUGAUGACCGCUUUCGCGUCGUCAGAACGAACCAAGAAUGAGUGGGAGACACUAUUGAACAAGGCUGGGUUGAAGAUCACCGGAUUUUGGAAGCCCGAGGGCUCGUCCGCAGAACAACAAGUUAUCAUAGAGGCUGCCGUCCCUUAA
This is a messenger RNA of Penicillium oxalicum, 1191 nucleotides long. RefSeq lists its product as uncharacterized. Gene Ontology annotation, molecular function: O-methyltransferase activity. The coding region runs from base 1 to 1191 and encodes 396 amino acids. The record is from RefSeq and is a predicted model, not a curated record. The transcript is spliced from 4 exons. Lineage: Eukaryota; Fungi; Ascomycota; Eurotiomycetes; Eurotiales; Aspergillaceae.